Messenger RNA from Lathyrus oleraceus (garden pea), 5853 nucleotides. Its product is annotated as formin-like protein 18. The coding region runs from base 435 to 5558 and encodes 1707 amino acids. The transcript is spliced from 17 exons. NCBI's taxonomy places the organism in Eukaryota, Viridiplantae, Streptophyta, Magnoliopsida, Fabales, Fabaceae. The record is from RefSeq and is a predicted model, not a curated record.
AAAUAAAAAACCAAACCCAUGUGUUUUAUUUUCUUUAUUAUUCUUAAAAAACACAAUAAAACAAAAAGACACAGAUUUGGUUAGAGAGAGAAAAACCUCGAUCCAAAUUGUUCUUCUAAACAAGCUUCCAAAUUCCAACCAUAUUCAACAACAAUGUUUAUAUCUGUUUCUUUGCAACCACUCUCAUGUUACUUUUUUGAUUGAAAGCUAAGUUUUUCCCCCCUUUUUUUUGAUGUAACAAAGUGUGCAUGUGAAGACAAGGACAAUACCUAUAGAGUGUUCCUUAAACACCCAGCAAAAAUCCAUGUUUCUGAUUGUUGAAAGCAUACACUCCUUUCAAUCAUCAUUGCAUUCUCGUUUGGUGGGGCUUCUGAGAUCUCAUUAUCUCAAAUGUAGGUUCAAUUAGGGCUCUUAAGAUCUUCUAUUCUGUAUAAAUGGCAUUGUUUCGCAAGUUCUUUUAUAAGAAACCCCCUGAUGGCCUUCUUGAAAUCACUGAAAGGGUUUAUGUGUUUGAUUACUGUUUUACGACGGAUGUUAUGGGCGAGAACGAAUACAAAGUUUAUAUAGGAGGAAUAAUUAGGCAAAUUGGCGAGCAUUUCCCCGACGCUUCGUUUAUGGUGUUCAACAUGAGGGAAGGAGAACACCAAAGUCAUAUAUCGAACAUUUUGUGCGACUAUGAUAUGACUGUGAUGGACUAUCCUAGACAGUAUGAAGGUUGUCCGUUGCUUACGAUGGAAAUGAUUCAUCAUUUCUUGAGGUCGGGUGAAAAUUGGCUUCAACUCGGGCAACAGAAUAUCGUCUUGAUGCAUUGCGAACGAGGUGGGUGGCCGGUUUUAGCAUUUAUGCUGGCUUCGCUCCUGAUUUAUAGAAAAAUGUUUACGGGGGAACAGAAAACAUUGGAUAUGAUAUAUAAACAAGCGCCUCGGGAACUUUUGCAGUUGAUGUCACCGUUGAAUCCUUUACCUUCACAAUUGAGGUAUCUUCAAUAUAUAUCAAGAAGAAAUGUUGGUUCCGAAUGGCCUCCUCUGGAUAGGGCGCUUACGUUGGAUUGCGUAAUUAUAAGGCAAAUUCCUAAUAUGGACGGAGAGGGUGGUUGCCGUCCUAUUUUUAGGAUAUACGGACAGGAUCCCUUUAUUCCCGCGGAUCGGACUCCCAAAGUUCUCUUCUCUACUCCAAAAAAGAGCAAACUUGUUCGGUACUUUAAGCAGGCUGAUUGUGAACUUGUGAAGAUUGAUAUCCAUUGUCAUGUUCAAGGCGAUGUUGUACUUGAGUGUAUUAGUUUGGAAAGUGAUUUGGAACGUGAACAAAUGGUGUUCCGGGUUAUGUUUAAUACAGCAUUCAUAAGAUCAAAUAUUUUGAUGCUCAACCGCGAUGAAAUCGACAUGUUAUGGAAUGCUAAAGAUCACUUUCCGAAAAAUUUUAGAGUAGAGGUUCUUUUCUCAGAUAUGGAUACUUCUUCGUCUUCUGUUAUUUCAGUCGAUCUUCCUCCUCGUACGGAGGAGAAAGAAGGUCUACCUGUUGAAGCAUUUGAUAAAGUUAAGGAAAUUUUCAGCCAUGUUGAUUGGCUCGAUCCGAAGACAGAUGUAGCAAAUAUGCUCCAACAGAUCACAUCAUCGAAUAUCCUUCUAGAAAGAUUGGACAGCGGAGGAAGUUCUGGUUCACCCAACACCGUGCUAAACGAGUCAUUAUCUGGAAGAUUAAAAUUUGAUUCGAAGACACAAUACGAAACGAGCAGUCUGAAAUCUCCCGAUCACGAGGAAGUUUCAGUGUUUCCAUUGCAGUCAUCUGAAGAUGCUACCGAGGAAAAAGUGCUGGAACCGAAAUUGUCAUCACAAGAGAAAAUCAAGACUCCUGCGAGUAUAGGUCAAGCGGUCAAGCCUGUUCCUUUGUUUGAUCUGUCAAAAGAUUCAGAUUCUACUAAAAUUGAGACUGAAUCAUCAGAAUCGAAACACUCAUUGGGAACCGAUAUCAAACUUCCUACUAAUAAGGCUCAGGCGGAGCAAUCUAUCCCCGUAAUAGAACCAUCGAUAAAUGCAAAUUCAACGGGCAAAAAGAGUGGAUCUUUGGAAUCUGAGCAAAAGAAUAUUGUCUCACUAGCAUCGAAUGAGGCGGUAUUGGAAAAAGACACUACGCUUCCUUCAUCGGAAUCUUCUACUGUUGCAACCGCUAUGAAAAAUAUUAAACCGUCAGGAUCAAAAGAAAAGAAGGUUGAAUCAUUAGACUCGGAGGCUCGGUUGAAAAAUGAUAGCCGACCUAAAUUUGAACCAAAGACUCAGCUAGAAGUUUCAGUACCGUCGUUUGAAUCAUUUGGGGAUGCUAACUUGGAAAAGAAGAAAGAACCAUUAGAUUUAGUUGAUGAGGGGCAACAACAUAUUCCCUCAAUUGGACUCACAAAAGAUUCAGAUCUUGCUGAAAUGAAGAUUGAAUCAUUAAAAUCAAAGGCACCGGUGGAAAACGAUACCAAGUUUCCUAUGUCUACGGCUCAAGGGAAACAAUCUAUUCCGUUAGUUGUACCAUCCGCGGAAGCGAGUUCAUUGGAACAGACGAUGGAGAAACUAAAGCCAAAGAAAAAGGAUAGUGAAUCAUUAGAAUCAAAUGAUACCAAGUUUCCUAUGUCUACGGCUCAAGGUAAACAAUCUACUCCCUUGAUUGCACCAUCCACGGAAGCAGAUUCAACGGAACAGAUGACGGAGAAGUUAAAGUCAAAGAAAAAGGAUAAUGAAUCAUUAGAAUCAAAGUCAUUAUUGGAACACGAUACCAAGUUUCCUAUGUCUGUGGCUCAAGGGAAACAAUCUAUUCCCUCGAUUGCACCAUCCACGGAAGCAGAUUCAACUGAACAGAUGAUAGAAAAGUUAAAGUCAAAGAAAAAGGAUAAUGAAUCAUUAGAAUCAAAGUUGUUGUUGGAACAUGAUACCAAGUUUCCUAUGUCUGUGGCUCUAGGGACACAAUCUAUUCCCUCGAUUGAACCAUCCGUGGAAGCAGAUUCAACGAAACAGGCGGUGAAGUUAAAGUCAAAGAAAAAGGAUACCGAAUCAUUAGAAUCAAAGUCAUUGUUGGAAAAUGAUACCAACCGGGAAAAAUCAGUUCCUUUAAUUCAAACGUCAAUGGAUUCAAGUUCAAAGAAAACAAUGCUUGAAAAAUCAGAAUCCCCAGUGUUGUCGGAAAAUGACAUCAAGAGUCUUACAUCCAAGGUUCAUAAGAAACAAACCAGUCCCUUAGUUGAACCCUUCGUUGACGCAAAAUCAAUUAAAAAGAAGAUUGAUCCUCAAGAGUUGCAGGUUUCUCUUCAGCUACCUACGCAAUCUAAAAUAAUUUCUCCAAGGAUGCAUCAAGCUAUUCGACCGACUUCAGCUUCCGCUUCCUAUUCUUCUUCCUCCUUGCCAGGUUCACCUGUAGCUGUCUCAAGGUAUCACAGUGCACCAUCGGCUCUCGGAAUAACAAGUGUGUUGCAAGAUCAUACACCGAUGGAUAGCAAAGAAGAACUCGCUCAUGCAGUGUCGAUAUCCCCUCCUUCAGAUUCAAAGGUGCCAAAGUCUGUAGAGCCUUGUUCUAAAAGUAUUCCGAAAACAUCAUCAUCCUCGGAAUUGCUUCCAUCUUCGCCGUUAAAGCCUUCAGCGGAUCCUCCUGCUGCUGUCGAAAAGACGAUUAAGCCACUUGUUCCCAUCCUUUCUCCACCUCCGACUCCACCUCCUCCUCAACAAGAACCUACUUCAAAUUUGAUGCAAUCUACUGUUACUGUUACACAAUACAGUGAAAAUUCAAUGCACGAUAAAAGCCAGAUAUCAUCGGCUAUUCCUCCUCCUCCCUCCCCUUCUUCGUCCCUUGCUGAAACAUCUCUUUCCACCGUCAAAGAUUCAUCGAAAGGACCUCCUCCCCCACCUCCACCACCACUUCUAUCUUCAACUACACAAACUUCAUCAUCGUCAAUACCUCCUCCUCCCAUUCCUCCUCCACGAAGUACAAACAAUUCCAUUGCUAUGCCUGGUCCUCCUCCUCCACCUCCACCUCCAAGACAAUCUGGCACGACACCAUUAGCGCCACCACCACCUCCUCCUCCUACUUCUGCAUCCCAAAAUUCUGUGUCUAAAACCGCUCCAAAUGUUCCACCUCCACCUCCUUCUCCUUCUGCCGAUGGAUCAUCAAAACCUCCACCUCCUCCUCACGCAGUUCCCAGACCACCCGGAAAUGCACCUCCAGUUCCCGGACCUCCUGGAAGCGUGCCUCCAAUUCCCGGACCACCUUCUGGUGCAUUUGGUGCAAAGGGACGUGGAAUGUUGCGAGCUAAUGCGAAAACUCAGACUAAAAGAAGCAACCUGAAACCUUACCAUUGGUUAAAGUUAACAAGGGCCAUGCAUGGUAGCUUGUGGGCCGAGACUCAGAAACUCGAUGAAGCUUGUAGGGCUCCAGAGUUCGACAUGACAGAGCUUGAGAGUCUUUUUUCAGCAGCCACUCCGAAUUCUAAUAAUGACAAAGGAAAAUCAAAUCGCCGUUCAGGGCAAAAACCCGACAAAGUUCAAAUAAUUGAACUCAGGCGGGCGUAUAACUGCGAGAUUAUGCUUACAAAAGUCAAAAUUCCAUUACCUGAUUUAAUGAGUAAUGUUCUUGCAUUGGACGAUUCCGUGUUAUAUGUUGAUCAGGUUGAGAACCUUAUAAAGUUCUGUCCGACUAAAGAAGAGAUGGACCAGCUCAGGGCCUACACUGGAAGUAUGGAAAACUUGGGGAAGUGUGAACAGUUCUUUUUAGAAUUAAUGAAAGUUCCAAGAGUGGAAAGCAAGCUAAGAGUUUUCUGUUUUAAGAUGCAAUUCUGCACCCAGGUUUCAGACCUCAAAAGGGACUUGAAUAUUGUAAAUUCUGCAUCGGAACAGAUAAGGGAUUCGGUCAAAUUGAAAAGAAUCAUGCAGACCAUUCUUUCCCUUGGUAAUGCUUUGAACCAUGGAACCGCAAGAGGUGCUGCGGUUGGGUUUCGAUUGGAUAGUCUUCUUAAACUCACUGAUACACGAGCCCGAAACAACAAAAUGACCCUCAUGCAUUAUCUUUGUAAGGUGCUUGCUGAAAAGCUUCCGGAACUUUUAGAUUUCCCUAAAGACCUAGUCAGUUUGGAGGCUUCAACCAAGCUACAAUUGAAAUAUCUGGCAGAAGAAAUGCAAGCUAUUAGUAAAGGACUGGAGAAAGUAAUUCAAGAACUGUCUGCAUCAGAAAACGACGGGCCCAUAUCAGAAUACUUCUGCCAGAUUCUGAAAGAAUUUCUUAGUCACGCCGAAGCUGAAGUGAGGUCUUUGGCUCAGCUUUAUGCCAAUGUGGGUAGAAAUGCAGAUGCGUUGGCGCUAUACUUCGGAGAAGACCCGGCACGUUGCCCGUUCGAACAAGUUGUAUCUACACUGCUCAACUUUGUGAGGAUGUUCAUCCGAGCACACGACGAAAAUUGCAAGCAGGUUGAAUAUGAAAAGAAGAAAGCAGAUAAGGAAGCUGCAGCAGAAAAUGAGAAAUUGAAGCUAGCUGCGAGGAACGAGUCUAAACCUAUGAUGAGGACCACCAUCAAGAGCGCCGAUGUUAAAUAAUCACACUUUUUUUACAAGGCCUCAAGCUUCUGAAGAUUUUCUGUACAAUGUAGUUUUGAAGCUCGUAAAGAAAUUCGUGUACUCGGCAAUAGCAAUGUAAAUGCUGUUCUAAUGGUGUGUUUUCUUUAACAUAAGUAGAGUAGUGUUUAACUUUUAUUUUCAAUGCGAGCAUUUAGAGGCACCAAUACUGAAAAUUUUCGGUUUAUGCUCCAUUGUUACAUGAACUGAUGAAUUCAAAUGCUUUGUAAAUAUCAAGCUAUUGCUUAGAAUACAAGUUACAAAUUUUAGUGAGUCA